AUGAUAACUUUUUUACCCAUCAUUUUUUCCAUUCUAGUAGUAGUUACCUUUGUUAUUGGAAAUUUUGCUAAUGGUUUCAUAGCAUUGGUAAAUUCCAUUGAGUUGGUCAAGAGACAAAAGAUCUCCUUUGCUGACCAAAUUCUCACUGCUCUGGCGGUCUCCAGAGUUGGUUUGCUCUGGAUAUUAUUAUUAAAUUGGUAUUCAACUGUUUUGAAUCCAGCUUUUUAUAGUGUGGAAGUAAGAACUAUUGUUUAUAAUCUCUGGGCAGUAACCAACCAUUUCAGCAACUGGCUUCCUACUAGCCUAAGCAUAUUUUACUUACUCAAGAUUGCCAAUUUCUCCAACCUUAUAUUUCUUCACUUAAAGAGGAGAGUUAAGAGUGUCGUUCUGGUGAUACUGUUGGGGCCUUUGCUAUUUUUGGUUUGUCAUCUUUUUGUGAUGAACAUGAAUCAGAUUAUACAGACAAAAGAAUAUGAAGGAAACAUGACUUGGAAAUGCAAAUUGAGGAGUGCAAUGUACCUUUCAAAUACGACUGUAACCAUACUAGCAAACUUAGUACCCUUCACUCUGACCCUAAUAUCUUUUCUGCUGUUAAUCUGUUCUCUGUGUAAACAUCUCAAGAAGAUGCAGCUCCGUGACAAAGGAUCUCAAGAUCCCCGCACCAAGGUCCACAUAAAAGCGCUGCAAACUGUGAUCUCCUUGUCGUUAUGUGCCAUUUACUUUCUGUCCAUAAUGAUAUCAAGUUGGAGUUUGGGAAGGGUGGAAAACAAAGCUGUCUUCAUGUUCUGCAAAGCUAUUAGAUUCAGCUAUCCUUCAGCCCACGCAUUCGUCUUGAUUUGGGGAAACAAGAAGCUAAAGCAGACUCUUCUUUCAGUUUUGUGGAAUGUGAGGUACUGCGUGAAAGGACAGAAGCUUCAAUCUCCAUAGAUUGACAAGAGGGGCAUUGUGUGUCUUCUAACAGAAAACAAACUGGUGGUGUGUGAAACAUUUUCUAUUUCUUACUGAUUUUUCUGUAAUAUACAUGUAUGAAUAAUUUCCAAAUGUGUACCUAGAAAAGUCAUUGACCUAAAAUUAGUCUUAAAAAGUAUAUAUAUAUGCACACACACAUAUUUAUAUGUGUGUGUGUUUAUGUGUGUAUGAAAGCUUAGAACAUUCGCAAUAAUGUGACCUUUUUGUGUUUUUUCAUACAGACUAUCAAAUUAUACAAAAUAUGACAAAAAUUCCUCAGAAUUAUGAAGUCAUGUGUAUUUCAUUUAUGUACUUUAUA
Molecule: messenger RNA, 1267 nt
Organism: Chlorocebus sabaeus (green monkey)
Lineage: Eukaryota; Metazoa; Chordata; Mammalia; Primates; Cercopithecidae
Product: taste receptor type 2 member 43
Biological process (GO): G protein-coupled receptor signaling pathway; detection of chemical stimulus involved in sensory perception of bitter taste; sensory perception of taste
Cellular component (GO): membrane
Molecular function (GO): bitter taste receptor activity; G protein-coupled receptor activity
Source: RefSeq, a predicted model, not a curated record